GGCCGCUGACGGGGAAAGAGCUAUACGCUGGUGAACUGAUAUUACGAAUCAAGGUUGAGUGGUAUUGCUGUACUAUAAAAGGAACAGACAAUCCCUUUUUUUUACCUCUCUUGCUCCGUCUUUCCCCUUCAACACUAAAGUACUGCACAGAUUAGACCAUAAUGACAUUGAUUGACGAGGGCGACCCAGACUAUCCAAAGCUUGAGGCUCCGUACCUCAAGUUGUACUCGCUAGGAACACCAAACGGACAAAAGAUCACCGUGUACUUGGAGCUGUUGGGGCUGAAAUAUCACUACCGUCAUGUUGAUAUUCUGAAAGGCACUCAAAAGGAGCCUUGGUUCUUGGAAUUGAAUCCAAAUGGUCGUAUUCCGGUGCUAUCUGAUGUUGAUGCAGAGGGACACCGCACUACACUGUUUGAGACAGGUGCUAUCUUGCAAUACCUUGGUGAGAAGUACGAUAAGGAGAGAAAGUACUACUACGACUUGUCAUCUCCGUACUACUGGGACCAGGUUACGUGGUUGACGUUCCAAGUUGCGUCCCACGCUCCUUAUCAAGGCCAGGCUUCGCAUUUCCUCAAGUUUGCCAAAGAGGAUGUUCCAUACGGCAAGAAGAGAUAUAAAGAGGAGACAGAAAGGGUGUUUGGUGUUUAUGAGUUGAGACUGAAGGCAAACAACGGCUGGCUAGUUGGAGACCAUCUCAACAUUGUCGACAUUGCUGCAUACCCUUGGAUCAGAAAGUACGAUUUUGUUGAGAUAGACAUCACCAAGUUCCCAGAAUUGGAGAAGUGGCUAGCCAAAAUCGAUGCUAUUGAGGGCAUUGAGAAGGGAUUAAACAAGGCUUAAUGGCUGAUACAGUGUAUAUGGAUAAAUUAACACAUUAUUGAUUAAGAAAAGAAUUAACGCGAAGCGUGACUCUAAACAGAGCAGUAGCCACCGUCAACCCUGAUGUCGGAGCCUGUGGUGUAAGUGGAUGCAUCUGAGGCCAGGUACAGGUAGGCUCCAACAAGCUCCUGCGGUAAACCUUCUCUUCCCAUUGGGAUCAAACUCCACCACUUGGCUCUAACCUCGGUUGGCAAGACAUCUGAUAGGCCAGAAUCGAUAUAGCCUGGGGAAACAGUGUU
Molecule: messenger RNA, 1120 nt
Organism: Williopsis jadinii
Lineage: Eukaryota; Fungi; Ascomycota; Saccharomycetes; Phaffomycetales; Wickerhamomycetaceae
Product: glutathione S-transferase family protein
Exons: 1
Coding region: 162-842 (226 amino acids)
Source: RefSeq, a predicted model, not a curated record